This is a messenger RNA of Alnus glutinosa, 1947 nucleotides long. RefSeq names its product E3 ubiquitin-protein ligase ATL4. NCBI's taxonomy places the organism in Eukaryota, Viridiplantae, Streptophyta, Magnoliopsida, Fagales, Betulaceae. The record is from RefSeq and is a predicted model, not a curated record. Bases 486 to 1502 code for a protein of 338 amino acids. The transcript has a single exon.
ACACUACUCCAUGCUUUUCUAAGAACAUGCACAUUGCACAUUGCACAGAGCAACCUCUUUCAGUUUUUCCAUGCAGAGAAAGAAAGAAAAAACACCAACAGUUAGAAAGUUACCUUGUCCUCCAAUCCAACCAAAUCCCGGUGCCAGUGGGCCACACCCAAUUACCAACCUACACCUACGCACCUAAAGCGCUCCCAAACCGGUGCGCAGCGGCUAAAGCAACCGCGGCAGCAGCAUUUAACUCUCUCUAUUCAUUCCAUUCAUUCACCGUAGCCAGUCCACCCAGGACUGACCCAACCCACCCACAUUCAAUGAGUUUCUGUUCACCCACCCCGACCCAGCCUCCACCUCCUCCAUCCGUACACCCCCCCCUCACGUGACCCUUCACGUGACUCAACCCCUCCACAUUUAUAUACUCUCCUCGCCUCCUCGGCGCCAUUUCUCUCUCUCGCUCGAUCUCUCUGAAAUCCUCUCCAGUCUCCACCAUGUCGUUCUCUUCUUAUUCUUCUCCACCGCCUCCAUUCCUGAGCGAUCCCACAAGCUACAUCCCCUCCGACUCCUCUACUCCACCUCAUGCAUCGUCUUCAUCAUCCAUGAACCCUAGCGUCCUCAUCAUCGCGCUUAUCCUCUUCAUCACCGUAGUAGCCUGUAUCUCUCUCUGCCUCCUCCUCCGCCACCUCAACCGCCGAUGCCUCCGCCACGUGUCCUCCUCCUCCACCAACACCACCACUGCUACCACUACCGCUGACUCUCACCCUCUCUCCGCUCGCCGCGUGUCUCCCGAAAUCCAUAGAAGCUCCAUCGCCGACUCUCUCCCUCUCUUCACCUUCUCCUCUAUCACUCGCCGCUCGUCGUCCAGUACUACAUCCUCUGCGGACUGUGCGGUUUGUUUGUCCAAGUUCGAGCCGACCGAUCAGCUCCGAUUCCUCCCUCUCUGCUGCCAUGCCUUCCACGCGCAGUGCAUCGACGCCUGGCUCGAGUCCAACCAGAGCUGUCCGCUCUGCCGGUCGGCCAUUUUUGCGUCGGAGUCCGACCUCAUGAAGGCCUCGCUCGCUUACGCCAACGGAGCCUCCGGUGGAGAGAGUUUCCGCCUUGAGAUCGGAAAUGUAAGCCGGCGAAGAGCGGAAGGAGAGUCUGGCGAGGCGCGGAGGUCCUAUUCCAUUGGAUCGUUUGAGUACCUUGUAGACGAAGACUCGGAGAUCAGUAUGAGCCACGCGCACCAGUGGAGCGUAUCGGAUAAGGAGGAGAGCGGAGCUUUUCCGGAGACGACGGAGGCGAGUCUGGCUUCUGAAGUAGGCGCCGGAAGGAGCUGGCUCAAGGAGUACGUCGAUAGGCUCUCAUUCUCUCUCUCGUCGCGCGCGAUGUCAUUUCGCAGCUCCGGCAGGUUCUUCUCCGGAAGCAGUCGCCGGAGCAAUAUCACUGGAGCCGGAGAAUUGGACCUCGAAGCCAAUCGAGUCGGCGAAGAGAUCAGCGAGAUGUUUCGAUGGCUGUCAGGGGUAUGAACUGUAAAUACUGCGUUUUCUUAGGACAUUUUUUUUUCCCCUUAUUCAUCUAAAAAACAAUUUUUGAUUUUUUAAACCGUUAAUUCCACCCUAUUUUUUGCUAUAUCCGCUCCGUAGUUAUGACGACGUAAUACAAAAUUUGGAGUGGAUGUAGCAAAAAUAUUGAGUGGAAAUAAGGCGAACGGGAUUUGUCAGGAUGCCAUUUUUGUCACAGAAUAUUGAGUGGAAAUUACGCUUCAGAAAAUCUGACGGUCUUCGUUUCUGUUCUUGGUAAGGUCCACCGUCGACGGUUGUGAUUGGAUGUACGAAAUUCUAGGAAAAUAUUAAUUAGUACUGUGAUUUUAGCAUUAGUGGCAAAUAAAGGUUCUUAAACCACAUUUUGUGAGUGAUUUUGUUGGUGCUCUCUUGGUACUGUUAUGUGGGUUUUAUGAUCUGGUAGUUGAUG